This is a messenger RNA of Lodderomyces elongisporus, 552 nucleotides long. Its product is annotated as mitochondrial 37S ribosomal protein uS12m. NCBI's taxonomy places the organism in Eukaryota, Fungi, Ascomycota, Pichiomycetes, Serinales, Debaryomycetaceae. The transcript has a single exon. Gene Ontology annotation, biological process: translation. Gene Ontology annotation, cellular component: small ribosomal subunit; ribosome. Bases 1 to 552 code for a protein of 183 amino acids. The record is from RefSeq and is a predicted model, not a curated record. Gene Ontology annotation, molecular function: structural constituent of ribosome.
AUGUUUAGAUCGAUCCUAGGGUCUGUUAGCCGCCGUUUAACUUCAGGACCAGUCUCGGCAUCUCAGCUUCUUACGCCAUAUGCCCAAUCUAUACAGCAUGCAAAACUUGGGCCAACUUCAUUGGUUUCUUCAUCAUUAUCACCAUCUUCUUCCACUUUCUCACAACUUCGGUACUCGUCAAUCAAUCAAAUCCAAUUUUACAAACAUUACGAUCCGGUGAAGAUCCGUCCCACACAAUCACCAGAUUUGGAGAAUAAUUGUUUUAAAAGAGGUGUCAUUUUACGUAUCAUGAUUUUGAAACCCAAAAAGCCAAAUUCAGCAUUGAGAAAAUGUGCAAGAGUCAGAUUGAGUAAUGGUAAAGUUAUCAGUGCAUUAAUCCCAGGAGAGGGCCACAAUUUGCAAGAGCAUCAUGUUGUAUUAGUACGCGGAGGAAGAGUUCAAGAUGUUCCUGGUGUCAAGUACCAUUUGGUAAGAGGAGCUUACGAUUUGGCAGGUGUAGCUAACAGAACCACAUCUAGGAGUAGAUAUGGUGUGAAGAAACCUAAGCAGUAA